ACCUCACUAUAAACACUCUCCUCCAUAUAUCCCCAUGCAAAAUCAGCAUCUCUUAUCCUUCCAAUAUUUUUUUCUAUCCUCAUAUCCCAAUUUCUUUUCUUUUUCUUUUUACAUAUAUAAUUAUCAUAAUUCAUCUUGUUCUGCACCAAUACUCCAUCUUCUUCUCAGACCUUCUCAAGCCUCUAUUCCAUUUAUGGCUCAUGAAAUCGGGAUCGUCAAUUGCAAGUAUGGAGAGGUGUAUAUCUCGAACUCUCGAGGGUUAAAGCUCUUCACAUGCCGAUGGCUUCCACGGAAUCAAGACCCGAAGGCCCUCAUCUUCAUCUGCCACGGCUAUGCCAUGGAGUGCAGCAUAACCAUGAAAAGCACAGCCAUACGUCUGGUGAAUGCGGGUUAUGCCGUUCAUGGGAUGGAUUACGAGGGACAUGGGAAAUCGGAUGGGUUGCAAGGCUUGGUAAACUGUUUUGAUGACGUAGUCGAUGAUUGCUCAAACCAUUUCACAAGCGUUUGUGAGCAGGAAGAGAACAAAGAGAAGAUGAGAUAUCUGCUGGGAGAAUCCAUGGGAGGGGCAAUGGCUCUUUGCCUCCACAGAAAGAAGCCUGACUACUGGGACGGUGCUGUCUUGGUUGCCCCCAUGUGUAAGAUUGCAGAUCAAUUGAGGCCAAGUAAACUGGUGGUCGCAUUUCUGUCCAGACUAUGCAAUGUCAUUCCAUCUUGGAGAGUAGUUCCUACUUCCCAAGAUAUCAUCGAGCUCGCCUUCAAAGUUCCUGAAGUACGGGAACAGGUGAGAUCGAACCCGUAUUGCUAUAAAGGGCGGCCUCGGUUGAAAACCGGUUACGAGUGUAUGAGAAUAAGCAUGGAACUUGAAAAUAGACUCAGCGAGGUUUUGCUACCAUUCAUAGUUCUCCACGGAGAGGACGACAAAGUUACGGAUAUAUCUGUCAGCAAACUACUCCACAAACAAGCCUCGAGCACAGACAAGACACUGAAGACAUACCCCAGGAUGUGGCACGGGUUGCUGUAUGGUGAGGAGCCUGAGAACAUCAAUAUUGUCUUUUCGGACGUCAUUGGGUGGUUGGAUGAGAGAACUUCUGCAGGAAACUCAAGGCUUGAGGGGGAGCGGAAGUUGGCAGAAGAAGAUGAUGCCCUGAAGGCUAAGUAUUGAUCAGUCAUAUAUAAUAUAUAUAUAUAUAUAUAUAUAUAUAUAUAUAUGGCACUAGUACUCAACGCUUUCUUAGUUUAAUAUGUAACGUUUUGUAAAAAGAUCGCUGAUUGAAUCGAAUUCGACUGCUCGAUGUAUAGUUGAACAGUUCAACUACUUAUGCAAAUGCUCCGCUUUGUACCAAA
Messenger RNA from Punica granatum (pomegranate), 1344 nucleotides. The record is from RefSeq and is a predicted model, not a curated record. NCBI's taxonomy places the organism in Eukaryota, Viridiplantae, Streptophyta, Magnoliopsida, Myrtales, Lythraceae.